CGAUGCCGCCCGCCUGGCGGGGCUCCCCGCGGCCCGACCGCGCUCCCGCCACCGCCUGACUGGCCCGGGGAGAGGGCGCUGGAUGCAGGAACUGCCCGAAAGCACCGCUUGCCAUGUGCGCUGGUAGCGCCCGGCUCGGGCAGCGCCCGCGGCCCGGCACAGGGUAGGGUAGUCGGGGCGGCAGCCGGGCGGGGGCGGCCCCGGGCGCGCCGCGACCAUGGUGAAGGAGGAGUGCAAGGCGCUGCUGGACGCGCUCAACAAGGUGACCGCCUGCUACCGGCACAUGGUGCUGACCAUCGGCGGCACCUCGGACUCCCAGAACCUGCGGGAGGAGCUCAAGAAAACCCGGCAGAAAGCCCAGGAGCUGGCGGUGGCCAACAGGAACAAGCUGACCACGGUCCUGAAGGACAAAACCGUGAGUAAGGAAGAUAAAGCCGAGUUCGAGAGGCUAUGGGUGAUUUUCUCCACGUGCCUAGAGAUCCUGGAGAUCGACAUGAGGAGAGCCCUGGAGCUGGGCCACGAGUUCCCGCUAAACGUCCCCAAAAAGCACCUCAUCCAGACGGGAAUGAGCGGGGGAACCUCUGGCGUGGCCGCCAGAGCCAUGAGCGUCCAGAACAUGAAAUACGAGGCCGAGCGCAACAUAGACGUGAUGGAUUUGAAAGACCUCGAGAACGAAAUCAACCAGGUAGGAGAGAUGAUGUACGAGAUGGAAAUGAAGGUCAAUGUCCCCCAGUGGACAGUGGAGGCUAAGCAAGACCCAGGGGCUGAACUAAAAUCCACCAUCAGCGUAGGCGCUUCUUCUAUUGGCAUGAUCUCUGUGGAGGAAAAUAAAUCCUUCUGCGAUAUCAGCAAGGUUCUAGCUGGGAUUGUUUUCUCUGCUGUGCUCAUUAUCGCCAUUGUCCUGGCAGUGUGUGUGGUUAAACUGUCUUAGGGUGGUGCAAGCUCUGACGGGAGCGACCCCCUCCAGGUCUGCUUGGAAUGUUUCAUGCCUCACCUUUAGUUUCAAAAUGUGUCACUUGGAUGAGGUGAGAAUUUAAACGGAGCACUGGAAAGAACAAGGCAGAACUUUGCACCUCUCAAUAUCCUAAGAUGCACGAUUUGCUUCUUCAUGCUUUUUGAAGAAAAGGGAUGCAAAUCAGCCUGCAGAGUAGGAUGUCUUCAUUUGCUGGACUUGUAACAGUUAACUGAAGUAUCAGGGUAUUAUCACUACUGGCUGUAACAGGGAUUUGUCUGCUAUUAAUAGAUCACUGUUCUCAGAAGCCUGUAUUUUUUGUUGUUUCACUAGGCUCUGGUGUUUGCUGCUGGUCACUGUUUACAGUAUUCGAGAGUAAGACAAACUUGGAGAUUAACACGGGUGUUUUGUCUGACCAAGUGGAUAGAAUACUUUUUUUUCUUCCCAUCAAAUACACAAAAUAUUGUUUCAGUGAAAGAAAGGGGUAAGGAUGAAAACCCCAAUAAAAGAAUGUGACCAACCUCUGAUUUUGAUAAGUUAAUGGUUGGGGAGGGGGGAGAAAACAGAACAAGCAAUGUUUGAUACCAAGUACUGUUUGUUGAUUUAGACUGAAUUGUACAGAACCCAGUUGCAUGAAUUGGCACAGCACAUGUGAAUGACUAAUCGCUUUCUAAAUCCAGAGAGAAAAAAGGGAGAGCUGCAUAUUCAGAAAAAUACUAGCAAGCUUCGUGGAUCUCAUUCAAAUUUACCACAAUUUUAUCUUUCCCUGCAGAAAGGCUGAUUCUUGCCAGUAGUUCGAAUUUUUCUUUCUGUAGCAGCAGUUUGCACUUUACAAUUAAUUAACUAUGAAAACAGGAGCAAUGAAUGUACCCACAGCAGAUACAGUAACAUUUAAAAAUAGAUUUUAGCAAACAAAAAUCAGAUUUGAGUUAAAGCACACCUUUCCAACAGGAUCUCCUCUCCUGUUGACAGGCAGGGACUGAUGCUUGUAUGGAUACUGUCGCAUUUCUGCAAGCUCCCAAAUUCUUUGCAGAAAUCUAGACAAAGCUAAAAAUGUGUCUCAGUUUCAAAUCUCAUUCAUGUCUGAUUAAUCAUCUGGGAAACAGAAAGCCUCUAGGACUGAUCCCAUUUGAUCACUGCAAUUUUGGGAGAUAAAUGUAACAAUAGCAUAAAACUUUCCAGCGCUUCCCUAUAAAAUUGUCAACAUUUAAAUGUAAAGUUGGGGGGGCAGACACUAACUUUGUAGAGAAGCUUCAUAAUGUUUUGUAGAAGGACUAUGUGUUAUGGCAUUUAUUAGAUAACUUAUGAAGGUAACUUCUAUUACUGUGAACACUCACUGUCCGUUCAGGAAUGCUCGGUCCAUGCACAACAGUGCCAUAGGUGUAUGAGGCACUCCACGGCCAAAUAUAAAGGCCCCAUAAUAUUGGGGGUUUAAUAAGUCGUCCUUCAUUGCUUAUUAUGGACAUUAUCAAAAUAAUAAUCAGACAUGUUCUGUGAAGUUACUAGACAACAGUCUUCAUGCUUGUUAAAUAAAACUGACAAUGUUCAUAUAAACACCUAAUCUUUUUGAGUUAACAACUAAACAUACUUUGAAAAACUGCAGCAAACAAUUUAUUCUUUAAAACUUAGGAGAACUGGAUUUGAGGAAAAAAAGUGUAUUUGAAUCUGGUCACUUGUAGAUGAGAGAAAAAUAGUAAGCAGAGGCCUGAAUUAAAAGCUGUAGACUAUACUAAUGUUGAAGGAUAAUGUGAAUUCUGCACACUGAUCCAUUCUAAUUCCGUUCUCUUGGGAAUUCACAGUGU
This is a messenger RNA of Empidonax traillii (willow flycatcher), 2754 nucleotides long. It is a transcript of the gene RGS9BP, whose product is annotated as regulator of G protein signaling 9 binding protein. Gene Ontology annotation, cellular component: neuron projection; photoreceptor outer segment. Bases 218 to 931 code for a protein of 237 amino acids. The record is from RefSeq and is a predicted model, not a curated record. Gene Ontology annotation, biological process: detection of light stimulus involved in visual perception; G protein-coupled receptor signaling pathway. The transcript has a single exon. NCBI's taxonomy places the organism in Eukaryota, Metazoa, Chordata, Aves, Passeriformes, Tyrannidae.